AUGUAUUUGAAUCGAAAAUCACUAUCACUCUGCCUGAUUAUUUUAUCAUACUUUGGUUUGAUCGUAGUCGGCCGAUCAUAUGAAACUGGCGGAUUAAUGCGAGAUGAUUACGAAUACGCUUUGGAAGGUAUCGCAGUUGAUUAUGUUACUAAUCGGCCAAGAAGUGAAAGCAUUUCUCGAAUACAUAAGAAUAGACAUUCACAAAAUGCCAACAGUAAUCCAUAUCCCUUCGCUUCAUCGUUAUCAUCAUUGUCAUCACCACCGUCAUCAUCAAAGGACAGUAUUGUUUAUCAUCACAAAUCGUCAAUGCAUGGGUAG
Molecule: messenger RNA, 318 nt
Organism: Acanthocheilonema viteae
Lineage: Eukaryota; Metazoa; Nematoda; Chromadorea; Rhabditida; Onchocercidae
Source: the annotation of a GenBank genome assembly